AUCUGUGAAUGAUCACAGAGGUCACAUGGUACAAGGCUAUUCACAACAGCCUUGUACCAUGUGACAAGCUCUGACCAAUCACAGCUCACACAGUAUUUCUCAUGGCUGCAAGAGACCACCAGGUCAUCAGGCUGGAUCGGGUCAUCAGGCUGGAUCGGGUCAUCAGGCUGGAUCGGGUCAUAAGGCCGGGUAGGAUCAUCAGGCUGGGUAGCGUACACUGGGUCAUCAGGCAUCCGGGCAUCAGGCUGAACAGCGGGCACCGGGGCACCAGGCUGGAUAACAGAAGGCGGGUUCUCAGACUGCAGGCUGACCGGUUU
This is a messenger RNA of Staurois parvus, 317 nucleotides long. The record is from the annotation of a GenBank genome assembly. Lineage: Eukaryota; Metazoa; Chordata; Amphibia; Anura; Ranidae.